This is a messenger RNA of Henningerozyma blattae CBS 6284, 1326 nucleotides long. RefSeq names its product OSBP family protein. Bases 1 to 1326 code for a protein of 441 amino acids. Gene Ontology annotation, molecular function: sterol binding. The record is from RefSeq and is a predicted model, not a curated record. Gene Ontology annotation, cellular component: cortical endoplasmic reticulum; cytosol; intracellular membrane-bounded organelle. NCBI's taxonomy places the organism in Eukaryota, Fungi, Ascomycota, Saccharomycetes, Saccharomycetales, Saccharomycetaceae. The transcript has a single exon.
AUGGCAUUAGGAAAGUUUAUGGGUAAAUCUGACUCUGGCUUGUCAGAAUCCUCACAUACAUCAUUAUCAUCACAUUCUCAAAAAGCAUCUCCAGCGCCAGUAGAUACUGACGACAUCGAUGAAAAUGACGAAGCAGGCCAAAAUAUUAUCUUAGGUAUCAUUGCUCAAUUAAAACCUGGUAGUGAUCUUUCUAGAAUUACUCUUCCUACAUUUAUAUUGGAAAAAAAAUCAAUGUUAGAAAGAAUUACAAAUCAAUUAGCAUUCCCAGAGAUUGUUCUUGCAGCUCAUGAUGAACCUGAUUCAUUAAAAAGAUUUAUUAAAGUUGUACAAUGGUAUUUGGCAGGGUGGCAUAUUGCCCCCAAAGCGGUUAAAAAACCUUUAAACCCUGUUCUAGGUGAACAUUUCACAUGCUACUGGGAUUUACCUAAUAAGCAACAAGCAUUCUAUGUUUCAGAACAAACAAGCCAUCAUCCACCUGAAUCAUCAUACUUUUAUAUGAUUCCUGAAUCACAUAUCCGUGUUGAUGGUGUUGCUAUUCCUAAAUCAAAAUUUUUAGGUAAUUCCUCAGCUGCAAUGAUGGCUGGUAACACAGUUUUAACAUUCCUUGAUAUUAAAGAUCCAAAGGGUAAACCAGAAAAAUAUACUUUAACUCAACCAAAUAUGUACGUUAGAGGGAUUCUUUUUGGUAAGAUGAGAAUUGAAUUAGGUGAUCAUAUGAUUAUUAAAAGUCCAGAAUAUCAAGCAGAUAUUGAAUUUAAAACCAAAGGCUUUAUUUCUGGUACAUACGAUGCUAUUGAAGGCACUAUUAGUGAUUAUAAAGGUAAAAAUUAUUAUCAAAUUUCCGGUAAAUGGAAUGAUAUAAUGUAUAUUAAGGAUUUAAGGGAUAAAUCUGCUAAAAAGACAGUCUUGUUUGAUUGUAGCAAACAUAAACCAAGUAAGCCACUAGUUAGACCAUUAAACGAACAAGGUGAAUAUGAAUCAAGAAGAUUAUGGAGGAAAGUCACAGAUGCAUUAGCCGUUAGUAAUCAUGUGGUUGCAACUGAUGAAAAGUUUAAAAUUGAAGAAAAUCAAAGAAAUCUAGCAAAGAAAAGAUUGGACGAUGGUGUUGAAUUUAAACCUAAAUUAUUUAGAAGAGUAAAACCAGGCCAUGAUUUGGAUUAUUAUAUUUAUAAACAUAUCCCAGAAAAUGGUACUUCAGAAGAACAAAUUAGAAGUAUAUUAGAAAUUGCACCAAUAUUACCAGGUCAAAAUUUCACUGAACAAUUCGAGAUUCCUGCAUUUGAGAAACUUGAAAUUCAAAAAAAAGAACUUUCAAGAGGUCUGUAA